AACCGCGCGCCUACGCGGAUCGCGAGGUUCCCAAAAUUAGUGUAAACAUGGCCUCGCGGUACAGUCACGGUGUCCAGCGAGUUUUAGCGAAAUUGGAGGCCUCGAUUAACUCGGAGAACUACUAUGAGGCCCAUCAGAUGUACCGUACUUUGUAUUUCAGAUACCUCGGCCAGAGGAAGUACUCCGAGCUUCUGGAGCUGCUCUACAGCGGGUCGAUGCUGCUGUUGCAGCACGAACAGCACGCAAGUGGAGCCGACUUAGGAAUUCUGUUUGUCAACGUUCUGACGCAAUCCGGCACGGUACCUGCGCAGGGCUUCUUCGAGAAGAUCACGACCCUGUUCAGCCUGAUGAGCCCCACGUCCCCGGAGAGAGAGAUGUUCGUGCAGUCGGCGCUCAAGUGGAGCGUAAAGGGCACAGACUACAAGACCGGCCAUCCGGACUUGCACCAGAAGAUAGCCCAGGUCUUUUGGAGAGAAAAGAAUUACAUAAUGGCAAGACAACACUUUAUACAUAGCAGAGAUGGCUCCGGGUGCGCCGCGAUGUUGGUGGAACUUCACGAGCAACGUGGUUACAUGAACGAAAUAGAUCUCUUCAUAGCUCAAGCAGUUUUACAGUAUCUUUGUUUACAAAACAAAGCAACGGCGCAAGAGGCCUUUAAUUCUUACACUUCAAGGCAUCCAAAAAUAAAUAGUGGCCCGCCAUAUCUUCUUCCUUUGUUAAACUUCUUGUUUUUCCUACUCAAAACCAUUGACAGUGGUAAACUAGCGGUAUUCACGGUUCUCUGUGAGCAGUACCAGAUCUCUUUAAACAGAGAUCCAUGUUAUCGACAGUACUUAGAUAAAAUAGGCCAACUUUUUUUUAAUAUACCACCUCCGCGCCCACGCAAUCAAGGAUUGUUCGGCUCGUUGCUGCAAUCCUUCUUCAACGGCCUGGAGGACGACGACUCGGAUGACGAGCAGCGAAAUACAGCCUCAACGUCGCACGCCGCCCAGGAGCUUGAUUGAUUGAAGGUGAGGCAACGCUGUGCAGUGUGACGCUGAAAGUCGUAUCGGACUUUUAUAUAUUACCCUUCGAACCCAAAUACUUUCACUAACUGCACCUGUGUUACUCGACGGAAUGAAAUUUCAAAUUGUGGACGGAUUAUGUUUGCGAAAAGAAAAGAAAACGGAAAGCUAAAGGAAUUGCUAUGCUAUUUGAAGGGAGUAAUUCCGUACCGUGUAGAUGAGAGUACGUGGGACUACUUACCGGGAAUUUAUCAAAGUUGUAAGUUGUAUACUGAAUUCACAAUGGUUAAAAUUCAACAAUGCAACUCAAUUCUUGAUUAUUUUAUUUAUACACAUCUAAUACUUUCUGUACUCUCUUUUUAGCCAAAUAAGAUUUAUGUGCAAUAAUAACGAGAUGAUCUUUUGAAUAAGAGUCUACAAAUUAAGUUACAUAUAACUUCGGACAUGUAAUAAAUAUUUGUGAUAAAAAAUUUGAAAGAGCAUGAGUUAGCUUCGUGAUAAAAGUCAGUGUAUUCUCAAUUCUACAUUCUGUAUAACACUGUUAUGAAUUCAGCAAAUUAUACUUAAACUUUGAAUAAAAUCCUUGCCAUUAGUUACAACCCGUAAUACCGUGCAUAUAAUCACAUGAAUAUAUACCUGCGUGUAACUGCUGGAUCGAAAAUUUAUUUUAUAUAAACUAAAAUGCGUGUGGACAAAUAAAUGUGACAUAAUUGUAGCUUCCGGGGGGGAGGGGGGGGGGAAGAAUGCUUACCGAGAUCGCUUGUUGCUGAGGCGUCGAGAAAGGAAAUUACUACUCGGGGCAGCAAGCGAUAUAUUUAUUUAUUGGAUUCUAUACCGAUAUGGGUAAUCGUUUAAAGCAUUUAGAGAAAAACAAUUGCGUAUAUUUAACUAAGGAAAUAAAACGACCAUCACUGUGUAAUAAAAUUCUUCACAGCAUUAA
Messenger RNA from Wasmannia auropunctata (little fire ant), 1944 nucleotides. RefSeq names its product Golgi to ER traffic protein 4 homolog. Bases 48 to 1004 code for a protein of 318 amino acids. Gene Ontology annotation, molecular function: protein binding. NCBI's taxonomy places the organism in Eukaryota, Metazoa, Arthropoda, Insecta, Hymenoptera, Formicidae. Gene Ontology annotation, biological process: protein insertion into ER membrane. The transcript has 6 exons. The record is from RefSeq and is a predicted model, not a curated record. Gene Ontology annotation, cellular component: BAT3 complex; cytosol.